CUUGAAACGUCAAAAUGUAUGUCAAAUAAAUGUAAUAUAAAUAAAAUUAUUUUAAAAUUUAAAUGUAUUUUGUCAUGUUUGCUGUUCAGUUUCUUCCCGUUUUAAAAACGAUUUCGUAUCCUGUGUCCACGUAAAAAAUGUUAAAGUUUAGUUCGAAGCAUGACAGUAAUAUCGUUUAUAAAUGUACAGUUCGUUUGCUAGAAGACACUGAGAUCCUUGAAUGUGAAUAUAGGCCCCAUGAUAAGGGUAAACAACUUCUGGAGUAUGUUUGCCAGCAACUGAGCCUUGUGGAACAAGACUAUUUAGGACUCCGAUAUGUGGACAACCAUGGUCAGAGACACUGGCUGGACCUGGGGAAAUCCAUACUUAAACAGGUGAAGGACUUGGACCCGGUCCUCUUUAGUUUUAGAGUUAAAUUUUACCCUCCUGAUCCGUUUAGGCUUAAAGAAGAAAUCACUAGGUAUCAAAUAUUUCUUCAAUUAAAAAGGGAUUUGUUGCAUGGAAGGCUUUAUUGUGGGUCAAAUGAAGCGGCUAUGUUGAUGGCUUUAAUUCUGCAAGGGGAAUUAGGAGAUUAUGAUCCAGAAACUCAUGUAGGUCACUAUGCGGGUGACCUAAAGGUUCUCUUAAAGCAAACUCAAGUAAUAGAAGAAAAAGCAAUGGACAUCCACCAAAAGCAACUAAAAGGUCAGGACCAGGCCCAAAUAGAAACCAGUUUCUUGAAAAUGGCUUGUCAACUUGACACUUAUGGUGUGGAUCCCCAUCCAGUAAAAGGCUUAUUACAGGACCAUAAGGGCACCCAACUUUAUUUGGGAAUCAACUAUAGUGGCAUAUUAACUUUCCAGGGCAGUAGAAAGACUCAUCAUUUUAGGUGGCCUGAUGUACAUAAGAUUAAUUAUGAGGGCAAAAUGUUUAUUAUUCAUUUAAAUUAUAAUGAUAAAAAACACACUGUGGGGUUCAAGUGUCCAACAGGGGCUGCUUGCAGGCAUAUAUGGAGAUGUGCUAUGGAGCAAAUGCUGUUUUUCACUUUACCAACUAGCUCGGAUGCGCCCUCUGUAGUCUCUGGUGGUGGAUUUUUCUCUUGGGGAACCAAAUUCAAAUACACUGGCAGAACUGAGAGGGAGAUACUCGAGGAUACCGGGUCUCCUAGCAGAAAGGAACCUACAGUUCAAAGGUCUUCUAGUAUGAGGAGGAAAGCUUCAAGUGUACCUGCUACACCAUCCACCCCUUUACAGCCACAUUUAGGUUAUAGUAGUUUGCCUCGUUCGAGCCAUUCGGAUGUGGGAGGGUCACGCAUAGAAUGUAGUAAUAGCACUGGUUUGCUCUCUGGGCUGGAUAGUAAUCCUGGUCAGGGCUAUAGUGAUGUAAAUGCCUUAGAAACCGUCUGUGAGGAUCAAGAAGCAAUAAAUUUGAAAAAAUUACGCUCUACAGAUUACUGUGUCUUAAAAUAUAAAGACGACUCUAUAGAUCGAUUUAGCGACUACUAUUUUCGCGAUUCCUUUGAGCAUUCUUCAUCGGAAUCACAAUUGAUCGAUAAUAGUUAUCGAUACGACACGACGAAUCCCAGUCACAGAUCGAGCCGUAGCCAGACUCCAUUGUCCCAUUCGCAAGUGGAUGGACGCGUUCCAGGCCCUGCUCCCGCCAACUUUCAAAAUCAGCAUCAGAAAAGUAAAAAGUUCAACGUAAUCGGUGCCUUUUUGCCAGCAUUCUUGGCUGUUACCUUAUUUAUAAUUGUUGCUUUUGUAGUGUUGUUAGAAACUGAUAGUAUAGGGAACCUUCCGGAGAUGGUCGCGAUUCGGUACCAUAUCUAUGAGCCUGUUAAAUCACUUAUUCGAAAAUUGCCAUUUUUUUAGUAAUUACUGUCUAGGUCGAUCCGAGUUUUGUAGGUUCAAGUCUAUUGUUGAUUGUUUGACUCACAUUCACUUUCAGCAACAAAUUGACUCAGUAUGAAAACCAUUCUAAAGCAAUAAGAUACGUACGUAUUUAAGCGAGAUAAGCGCUAAUUUGAAUAGCUGGACUGUAUUUUAUCUUUUAAGCUUUUUGUGGUGUUUAAAACAUAAUAGAAUUUUUAUGGGUGGACAUUUAAGAUUGAAGGAUAAAAAUUGAAACUAAAUACAUUUGCUUCACAAAUUUAGCCUCUAGAAGCAAUAUGUUUUAGCAGUUUGUUUUAUGAAAUGUUUAGUUUCGAUUAAUGUUGUCAUUCAAGAUUUAUUUUGUCACCCAUUUUCAAAACUAAAAUUACUUUUUUCUUUCUACACAUUAUCAGGAUUUUAUUGGGAAUAAUACACUAGCUUUGAAUUUCCUUUGGUAUUUAUUGCUUGUUAUUUAAAUUAACAUUAUAGAAUAAAUCCAGUUUUUUUGUGCUUAGAUUCUGUUGUAAUAUUAACAAUAACCGGCUUGAAGUGGAUAAAGUAGUUUUUCGAAAAUCGUAGGGUAGUAAGGAUCUGAAGUUUUUUAGGCUUAUGUGUAGAUAAUUAUGCACAAUCGUCAUCGAAGUAGUUUAUUUUAUUAUAUGUUUUAUUUUAAUUGAAAAUUCCGACCUGUAUAAUACUUAUCUGCGAUUAUUGACACAGUGUGAUCAUCCAUAAAUCUACUAAAAAACAAAACAUUCCAGAAUUGCAUGAAAGUAGUUUUAUGGAUAUUUAUUUUAUUGUUGUACGUACUUAUUAUUUAUUAUCCCAGUGCACUUCGCAAUCUUAACAAAAAAUUAAGUAAUAGGCUAUUUAACCAACAAUAAUUGUUCUAAUUAUAGUUGUGUGGAAUCUCAAAAAUUAUUUAUUUAUUCAUGUUAUACCUGGAAAAAAGAGUAAAUAUGUCAAAUUUUUUGUCAAACCUUGUUGGUUAAAUUUGCCAUAAGAGGCAGUUAAAGUAGCAAGAAUUAGUCCGUUUUGUCUCUUAAAAUAAAUCUGUGAUCUUUUUUCCAAUCUGCUGCUUUAGUCUUAGAUUUAAAAAAUAAAUUGAAAGGCAGUUUAUCAAAAAAAAAAUCGACAAACGCUUAUUACAUUCCUUUGUUGUUUUUAUUUAAUUUUAUUUAUUCGCACAAUAAAUAUAAUAUAUUUGUAAUUAUUUGUGGGGCCAUAUUGUACUCCGUAAGAUAUUUUUCUUCCACAUUUUUAUAUAUUUAUUUUAUAUAUCGGUAAAAGAGGCAGAGUAUAUUGAAAGAUUAUAAGCUUAAAACAAUGGGGAAGGCGUUAUAUCUUAUGGUGUUAAACUUUUUCUUAAAGGGUUUUAACAUGGAUUGCAAUAAUUGUAAUUUAUGUUAGAGCUCUUCUGAUGUUAUUGUUUGUCACAAACCUAAUUUAAGCAUUUUAGAUACGUUUUUUGUAAUAAUUUUCUACAAAUAAAAACUUUUGCCAAAUACAAAUCUAAGUCAAUUA
Messenger RNA from Anthonomus grandis grandis, 3374 nucleotides. It is a transcript of the gene Frmd5, whose product is annotated as FERM domain-containing protein 5. Gene Ontology annotation, cellular component: cytoskeleton. The record is from RefSeq and is a predicted model, not a curated record. The coding region runs from base 138 to 1850 and encodes 570 amino acids. Gene Ontology annotation, molecular function: cytoskeletal protein binding. Lineage: Eukaryota; Metazoa; Arthropoda; Insecta; Coleoptera; Curculionidae. The transcript is spliced from 9 exons.